AGUCAUUUCAGCCCCGAUGAGACUUCAGAGCGGCGUCUCAAUAGUUUCAAGUGGCUUUCAUUCAUUGUGUCCUCUUUAAAAAAUAUGGACAUUUGUGAAGUGAAGAGGUCCAUUGUUGGGAUUGCUUUUGCUUAAUUGCCGAGUUCAGGUGCAUUCUAAUUUUCAUCAGACUAUUCACUAUUCACAGAGCAGUUCUGCUGAAGGAGAGGAAGAGGAAUGGGGAGCAGUGGAAGGACAGACAGAGAGAAGAGGGACGCAGACACUUCCGUACCAUUGCUUUUUGUGCUGCUGUGUGAGGUGGGCAGAAGGAUCCUAACCAAGCUGCUAGCUCACAAGGGUCUGUCUCCUGUUUAUGCUAUCGAGCUGGUCUCCACACUGCAGCUGUGUAUCUGCAACCUGGAGCUACGUCUGCUGGGAGAGCUAGGCCAGCUGCAGCCUCAGUUCUGCCUCAGCCUUACCUACAUGGCAUCGGUGGUCCAUGCUGUCACCUUCCAUGGAGCCCUGGGGAACCCAUGUAGCACGUUUGAGCACACCUACCGGGGACGCCUCACUGCCAGGGGCGGCAUGCUGAGGGUGGUUUGCCAGUUCAUUGCAGCGGGUGUGGCGCCUACCAUGUUACAAGGGCUGUGGACCCUACGCCUAUCUGACCUGCACUGGAAACACGCACUCCAGGGCUUCCAGUGCACCAGCCCCAUCCACGCAGACACCAGCCUGGUGCUCCCUGGCCCACUGGUGGCGGCGGCUGCCAUGGAGCUAGCAGGAGCCUUCGCAAUGCAAACAGCCUUCACACACACACACACUGUGGACCAGAGGUAUCGGGUCCAUGCCGUAGCAGCACUCACCGCUAUCCUGACAUAUGCAGGAGGCAAGAUGACGGGAGCUGUAUUCAACCCUGCAUUGGCCUUCUCCACCCAGUUCCCCUGCAGUGGACACUCCUUUUUGGAUUACUGUCUAGUUUACUGGCUGGCUCCUCUACUAGGUAUGAUGUGUUCGGUCUUGUUGUUUGAUCAGCUGUCGCCUGGUGGAACCCCUGCGCAUCGCCCCCUCCUGGCCAACAAGAGGGAAUGAACCUGAUUUAUCAGAGCAGAGGUUUCCAAACCUCUCCUGAGGGACUCCCAGCCAUUCAAUGUAUGAGAUCUAUUUAAAGCUAACUAACCUGAUUAGACAUCAUCAAGGCCUUUAUUAGUGAAUCAAGUGUGCCUGUUCAGGUACUGUUCAUGGUUAUUGGAUGAGUUCAGGAAGUAACUCUUUGUUUUGUCUCCAUUUGGUGUCAAGUGGACUCACUGUCCAUCCCUACAAAAUGAAAACUUAUUCAUCAUGACCUCUUUCAAAUGUAGCACAUUAUAUAGUAUAUAUAGCAUUUAUUAUUAGUAUUUAACCUAAUGUUUUGAACAGUGGAGGCUGGUGGCACUUGAAAUUGGCCUGGAAAAGAACAGAAUCAACCUCACCAGCCUCCUCUGGAGUGUGUGUUAAUUUCUUAAGUUAGUAGUAGGAACACUGAACUAGCCAUUUUAGAAAGCAUUCAUUUAUGUACACCUGCAUGGCCUAUGUCUGCGGCCAGCCUAAGGACUGAGGUGAAGGACAAGGUUCUCUGACAGUAUUUUUAAUGCAUCACAUUGUUAAAAUAAACUGGGAGAAUAGCUGAGCUGCUUUCUCAAUCACAAAGAUGUGUGUAGCUAUUUGAUGUAAUUGGUCUGCUCAAAACUCCUCAACGUAAACCAACUGGCUGUGCAAGACAUUUCAUUGGUGUAAAAUAACAGCCAGGUUACAUUCUCAGAAUUGAUAUAGAACUCACACACAGUAUCUCUUUUUAUGUUUGCAAGUUAAAAAAAGCGGUUUCCCCAAUAUCUCAGGGUUUAACUAUGUUACUUCUUUGGAAUUUUCACUGAACACAAAGACAAUGUUCUUCAUAGAAAAACAAUA
Molecule: messenger RNA, 1923 nt
Organism: Esox lucius (northern pike)
Lineage: Eukaryota; Metazoa; Chordata; Actinopteri; Esociformes; Esocidae
Gene: aqp11
Product: aquaporin 11
Exons: 6
Coding region: 217-1068 (283 amino acids)
Biological process (GO): transmembrane transport
Cellular component (GO): membrane; cytoplasm
Molecular function (GO): channel activity
Source: RefSeq, a predicted model, not a curated record